This is a messenger RNA of Monopterus albus (swamp eel), 4088 nucleotides long. It is a transcript of the gene sh3kbp1, whose product is annotated as SH3-domain kinase binding protein 1. The record is from RefSeq and is a predicted model, not a curated record. Gene Ontology annotation, molecular function: protein binding. Bases 264 to 2099 code for a protein of 611 amino acids. The transcript has 19 exons. Gene Ontology annotation, biological process: cell migration; actin filament organization. NCBI's taxonomy places the organism in Eukaryota, Metazoa, Chordata, Actinopteri, Synbranchiformes, Synbranchidae.
GUUCAACUGAAGGCAGCAAAGAGAGAGAGACUUGUUCAUCAGCUCUUUUUCUGUUUUUUUCUGUGCACUCGCUCUGCCUCCUCUGUCGUGUCACCGGAGAGCAAAGAGGAAAGAAUAUGGUUUAAUCUGACGCUCCUCUCGUGUCAGCGCUCCUGUAGCGGAUCUUGUACGAGCAGCGGGCAGAGGCUCGGUCCGGUACAAAGACCCUCAAUACCUGAAACCAACCAGCCUGCGGAGCACUAGCAGCACUCCGUGUGCCAUAAAUGGUGGAGGCCGUGGUGGAGUUUGACUAUGAGGCUCAGCAGGACGAUGAGUUGAGCCUGACGGUGGGUGACAUCAUCGUGAACAUACGGCGGGAUGAUGGAGGAUGGUGGGAGGGCGAGCUGGGUGGACGCAGGGGGCUGUUCCCAGAUAACUUUGUCAGGGAGAUAAAGAAAGAGGUUAAGAGGGAUGGAGGACAGGCAAGCAUGAGCAGAACGGACCUUUCCAAUGGCAGGGCCAGCCCGGUGUCUGAGCCCAGCAUACGACCGGGCAGGAAAGGGGACCAAAUCCGUAAGCGGAGGUGUAAAGCGGCGUUCAGCUAUGUGCCUCAGCAUGAAGAUGAACUGGAGCUGAAAAUAGGAGACAUCAUUGACAUUAUAGCAGAGGUAGAGGAGGGCUGGUGGGAGGGAAUUCUUAAUGGGAAGACAGGAAUGUUUCCCUCCAAUUUCACCAAAGAGAUCCUGGCAGAGUCCGACACACCCUCAGUAGACACUUCCGCCUCACAGGAGGAGCUUCGCAGCGGCUGCACAAGUAAGGACAGUCCAGGCAGUGAAGGUGAUGGAGGGGACGGUCGGUCAGAACCAGGGUCAGGAGAAAUCCAGCCCAAGAAGGUCCGAGGGUUUGGCUUUGGUGACAUCUUUAAAGACCAACCCAUUAAGCUCAGACCUCGCUCUAUGGACAUGGACUCAGAUGGGGACAAGGCCAGUGAGGGAAAACCAACAAGUGCUACCACUGAAAUCAUGAAGACUGAGCCUGACAGCAAAGCUAAAGGGCGGGAGCAGUGUAAGGUCCUCUUUCCAUAUGAAGCACAAAAUGAAGACGAGCUAUCAAUCAAAGAGGGGGAUGUCAUCAACAUUAUCACCAAGGACUGUGCUGAUGCAGGCUGGUGGAUGGGGGAGAUUGGGGGAAGGCAGGGUGUCUUCCCAGAUAACUUUGUCAAGCUGCUAGAAGUUGAGAAAGAGAGACCAAAGAAGCCACCUCCUCCCAGUGCACCCUCAGCUAAACACACCAUAGAGAAAAAGUCUGAGAUCAAGAAGGUUCCUCCUGAGCGGCCUGAGCAUCUACCACAAAGAGACCAGGACCGAGGUGAAGAGGUAAAGGUUGGCGACAUCCUCAAGCCCUCUCUCCCAUCUAUCCUCCCCAAGAAACCCCUCCCCCCAAAGACAAGCUCCUCCUCUUCCUCCCUACCCCCACGGCGUCCUGAGAGACCGCCCACUUUAGCGUGCGAAAGCCCCAAGUCUGAGGGCGGGGCUUCGACACCAGAUUCUCCCCCUGACAGGUCACAUGACACUGAUAUGGACCUGGACGCAGUGAUCCCAUCUGCAGAGAAACUGAGUCAUCCAACAGCUUCGCGACCAAGAGUCACAGAUCGUCGGCCUCGUUCACAGAUCAUCGCAACUCCCUCCCUCUCCACUACUGACCUGGACUUACCUGCAGUAGAGGACAGGAAGGAGAAGGAGAGGGGGAAGGAGGAACAGGAGACAGCCUUCACCAGAUCUGUAGAUGUUUCCCUGAGAAAAGGAGCACCUGACAAUAAAGCACCGCUGCCUGCAAAGCCCUCUGUUCUGGCCCCACCAAACUCCAGCCAUCGCUCUGUGUCCCCGUCUUCCUCCUCCGGUCCAAGCCCCUCCCCUGAGCUCCGGCACUCACCUCUGACCCCCCUGACGUUGGAGGAACUCAGGAACCAGCUGAGAGACCUGAGGGCCUCUGUAGAACAGCUGAAGAGCCAGCACAGGCAGGAGAUGAAGCAGUUGGCCGGCAUGCUGGAUGAGGAGAAGAAGAUUCGUAUUAGUUUACAGAUGGAAGUGGACCACUUAAAGAAGAACCUGUCGAAAUAAAAAUGAAAGCAUCCGUGUGUGUGUGUGUGAUCACCACACUGGAGGUCAUCAUCUGAAAACAUUUUCACUGUUGGUCGAGACACUUCAGCCAAAACAAAGUUUGUGCCAAAUAAUCAACUCAGCACCAUGGAAUCAGCCACCAACCUGCCCCGCCCCACCCCACCCCCCGUCAUCCCGAUGCCGCCUUAUCCUGUGUUUGCUUACAUUUUUCUGUUCAGUUUACUGCUAUCUUGUUGGAGCUUGCCGUACCACUGGUACCAACUGACCACGGCCUGUCACUUUGUGUUGCCGCGGUUACAAAACAAUGACACUGAGCCAUGGUUACCGUGGUGACAUCACUGGUACUAUUUGUGUCUGAGCAUGAAGGAGACUCGGGACUUGACCUCCAUAGUAUGGUUGGUGCAGAUGACCUCUGUGCUGUUGUGUGUCUACUCUGUGGCCUUUGCCUCUCAUCUGUGAGUGUGUGUUUUCCAUCUGUGUGAGGACUGCAGUUCUAGACCUGCAAACGCAGGUUGUUUUGGCUAGUCCUGGCUUCUUCAACGGGUAGGAUCUAGGUUAGGAUUUCUGUUUUGGGUUAAAACGCAGACUUUGAGUCACAUCAGUAGCAUUACAUUUUCAGGACACACUGAGACAGGGCUGGGGGUUAAACACAAUCUCGGCAACAAUGAUACACCGAUGAGUAAUGUUUGAUUGAUGAUUGUAUCUGGGUCAACUUGCUACACAGUAAUCCUAUUAGACCACAGCAACCAGGUUAUGUAGCUGUUACCAGUGGGACCAAAGCAUGGAAAAACACAGAAGCUGUUGGAAACAUAAUGAGGAGAGUCAGAUCACACAACACUGAUGAUUUAGAAAUGGUUUGGGUGGAAAAAGAGCAUCACAAUAUCUGCUGUAAAACAUUUAGACAACCAUUUUUGACAAAGACAAGAACUGCAACAAACCAUUUCUACCAUUUGAAAAGGUAACGUUACCAUCCACCAUCCCAGUAUACAAAAAGUCACAGAGUGUGCUGCCAAGCAGCAGCACUAGCAGCCGAGCCCCUUGUGCAAAUGUUCAGACCCCAGCAGCAGUGGCUGCUGCCAUUUGAGGCAUUACCCAGUAUGAUAAGAGCUCAAACAGAAGUAGGAACAAACCAGGUGCACUUUUAUACUUUAUGGGGAAAAAUAUGACAAUUGUUAACAGUGAAGCAGUGAAAAAAAGCCCGAUUUCUAAAGUUUGACGAAAGUAGUGAAAAUGAAAGAUGUUUUAAAAAGAGCGUGGACUCAGCUUUAUGCAGAAUGUGGGGGGAAAGUGGAAGAGCAGCUUUACACACAUUGCCAACACUACUGACAUGUAUCUGCACAGUCUUACAUGAAAGUCGUUGCUCCUGGCCAAAAGAUAGUCCUGCGCAUAACCCCCCAUAAAACUGCAAAAUGUUGAUUUUACAUUUUGAUAUUUGUACAGAUUUAUACAACAAAAAUGAACUUUAACCCCACCUUUAGAGGGCUAACUCAGCAAGAAUCCAAACAGCACAAGUCAAACAGUUCCAUUGACAAAAUUUAAAACUGCCCUGAGAUAUUUGGCUGCCGAUUGCAAUUUUAUUUGAAGAAAAAUACUUGGUUUAGUUUUUUGCUGUGAAAUUCAAAAUCCAAACCACAAUACACCUGAUGUUGACCUUUACCAGGUAAAGGGUGAAGUAAGAGAUUUAAGGAAUGUAGUUCAUGAAAGGUCCUCACAGGAAAAGGAAGAUAAAAAUGUGUGUGUGCGUGCGUGCAUGUGUGUGUUUAUUAUCAUGUAAGGCUCUUUGCCUCUCUUCCUUAUAUGUGCACAGAAUCUAUGGCAACCCAUCACUGUGGCCUUCCUGUUUUUGACUCUAAAUCUGUUUGUCUUUCUUUUGUAUGACAACAAGAAAACUGCUACAACCGAGGCUCCAAAAUGUUUUCUUGACUUGGUCCUUUCUUUCCAGGAUUGUGAUAAAUAUAUACUUUUAUAAUUCAGUGUAAUAAAGAUGAU